Messenger RNA from Cooperia oncophora, 933 nucleotides. NCBI's taxonomy places the organism in Eukaryota, Metazoa, Nematoda, Chromadorea, Rhabditida, Trichostrongylidae. The record is from the annotation of a GenBank genome assembly.
AUGUGGGAAGCAGAAAUCAUCAAAAAUGGAAAUUUCAAUGUUGUUUACUUUGACGCUUUCCAAAAUGAUUUCCAAUCAGAUCCAUUCAUAGCUAUCGCAUCGCAUAUAUAUAGUAAAAUCGACGACAAUGAAUUAAAGGACAAAUAUCUAUCAGCCACUAAAAAAGUGGCAUCUGUAUUAUUAAAAACAUCGCUUAAAAUAGGUAUCAGCACGCUAACACUAGGAGCAGUGAAAGGUUCCGAAUUAGAAAGUUUCGGUGAUGAUAUUAGUUCUGCAAUCAAUGAUCCUUUAGAAAAAUACAUCGAAGAAAAAAUAACUCAACUUGACAAAGAGAACAACACACUUGAGCACUUCCGCAGCACACUUUCAGAUAUAGCUACUGAAAAGAAACUAAUAUUUAUUAUAGAUGAACUUGACCGUGCAAGGCCUAAUUACUCCCUUGAAUUACUUGAAAGGGUAAAACAUGUGUUUAAUACAAAAAACAUUUAUUUCAUUCUCUCUACGGACAAAGAUCAGUUUAUCAAAAUAAUACAAAAAACAUAUGGUCCGAUAGAUGCAAGCAUUUUGCGAGAUGCCGAGAGAUGCUAUAGCCUUUUACUUCUUUGCAAUACAAACUUUGAUAAUGGAUUAAGAUGGGAAUAUCAAAUUGGAGUAGCUAUUGCUGUAUUCCUAAAACUUAAAGAUGAAAGCCUGCUUAUAAAAAUCAAAGAGAGAACAAUCACAAAGAAUCACGUCAUGGAGGAACUGGGAGUUUCUGCUUUACCGGAAGAUGACAACUAUCAUAUAUUGUUGGCACUUAACACUGAGUAUCUGACACAUGAAGGCUACGCAAAAGCGAUAAGUGAAAAUGAUCAAAUGGUAUUUCGUGACAGUUUUGGGCGACAGCCAUUAACUAUAUCACAUGCAAUAGAUCUCAUUUAUAACAUUAAAUAA